Molecule: messenger RNA, 1477 nt
Organism: Heteronotia binoei (common prickly gecko)
Lineage: Eukaryota; Metazoa; Chordata; Lepidosauria; Squamata; Gekkonidae
Gene: IL1R2
Product: interleukin 1 receptor type 2
Exons: 8
Molecular function (GO): interleukin-1, type II, blocking receptor activity; interleukin-1 binding
Source: RefSeq, a predicted model, not a curated record
CUCAUUCGCAGGUUGCAGCAUAUCAUUCCUCAACAUUAUCUUUCCUGCCUGCUAUGGAAUGUGCCCCUAGUCCUGUAUAUUGUCAGUGCUAAUCCAAUGGGUGCUUUGGCCUUCCGAAUCCAGCAUGUACAAAGUGCAGAUGACUGCCAAAAUCACACUACACAUUUCAGACCUACCUUUGCUCUGGCAGGAGAGCCCGUCAUCCUUCAAUGCCCUCCUUUCCAAUACAAAAAUAUGGACUCCUCCAACCUGGUCCUUAAUCUCACUUGGUAUAAAAAUGAUUCAACGACACUUAUCUCAGCAGGAAGUGGAGAAAAAAGAAUUCUGUCUCAAGAAGAGAUGCUCUGGUUUUUACCAGCUUCUCUGCAGGACUCUGGGGAAUAUAUUUGCACUCACAGAAAUUCCUCACAUUGUGCUGAUGUGUCCAUUUAUCUACAAGUGUUUGAUAAAAGUGCUGCUCAUGAGAUUUCCUUUCGCCAGAAGGCCUUCACACUCAGCCCUGCAGAGGUGGUUUGUCCUAACCUGGAAGGUUUUGUACAAAAGGGUGCCAGCUAUGAACUCAAGUGGUACAAGGCUUCAACACCUCUGAAUAUAGACAAUGAAAAAUUCAUUGCUUUGAAGGGGACAGAUUAUCUCACCAUCAAUUCUGUGACCUUAGAUGAUGCUGGCUACUAUACCUGCCAGUUGACCUUUGAACAUGGAACAAUGCAAUAUAACGUUACCAGGACUGUUUUGUUACAAACACUCGAUCCAGUGAGGAAAAGCAUACCUGUGAUUAUAUAUCCAACAGAGAAGAUUACACUGGCAGCUAUUGGUUCCCGAUUGAUCAUCCCAUGUAAAGUGUAUAUUGCAGCGAGCAUUGAGUUUUUUACGGAUGUCUGGUGGCAGGCAAACAAUACGGACAUUGAUUUGGUUUACCAUAAUGGCAGAGUCAUGGAAGGCAAGCGCCAGGACCUUGUUGAAAAUGAUGACACAUACAUUGAGGUGCCACUGAUUUUUGACCGCAUCAAGGAAGAAGAUUUCCAUACAGGUUUCAAGUGUUUGGCCACAAAUACUCGGGGGUUUCAGGUGCAUACGACACAGGUCAAACGAGAAGAGCCUGGUCUGUCUUGGUACUUUUCAACCAUUCCUGUGGCUUUGGCCAUUCUAAUUAUGGCAGGGGUCUGCAUUCACAUGUGUUGGAAGCAACGGUCUGCGAAAGGAUAUAUAUUGACCAAAUUCUAAAGAAUAAAACCUGCUGAAGCAUUGGGAAAAUGCUCACUUCUUGAUUCAACAACAUGUGUUAUUUGUAAUUUAUGUCUUUUUUUAGUUGGGACCUUGGUUUAUUACUCUGUAAAUGCGGGAAAGUAACUAAGACAAGGUUCAUGAUGGCUCAGUUGGAAUUUGUGACUAUUUCUCUUUCAACAGUUGGUCUCAGGACAUUUAACAAGCUGCUUUUGAAACUUCUGUCAGUCCCAGAAGCAGAAUACCGUGGUCU